AUGGAGUACACGUGGAAUGUCGUGCACGAAUGCAUGAGGAUAACACCCCCUUCCAUAGGAGGAUUCAAAGAGAGCACUGCUGAAUGCACCUUUGCAGGUUUCACCAUCCCUAAAGGAUGGAAGGUAUUGUGGACGCCUCAUUCAUCACACAUGAACCCCGACUACUUCCCGGAGCCGCAGAAGUUUGAUCCAUCGCGGUUUGAGGGGAGUGGUCCGGCCCCUUUCACUUAUGUUCCGUUCGGAGGAGGAGCGACUAUAUGCCCCGGGAGAAGCUAUGUUAAGCUUGUGAUAUUGGCGUUCACCCACAAUAUGGUGACAAGGUUUACACUAGAAAAGUUCAUUCCAAAUGAGAAGAUGUUGUUUGGAGCUACACCUAAACCGGCCUACGACCUCCCCCUUCGCAUCCAUCCUCAUAAAAAAUAA
Messenger RNA from Salvia hispanica, 423 nucleotides. The record is from RefSeq and is a predicted model, not a curated record. NCBI's taxonomy places the organism in Eukaryota, Viridiplantae, Streptophyta, Magnoliopsida, Lamiales, Lamiaceae.